AAUAUUAAAAAAUACCAGUAGAAGUCUCACAAUAUCAAUUUCUCUCUCAAUCGGUCGCUCGUGAGGUUUUUGGGGUCUGAGAAAGUACUACCAACAACACAUCCACGAUCUUGGGCUACAGAAAGUUGAUCAAUUUCUGAAAGGGGGGGACUGCUGGAACAGGAAGAAAGCCCUUUGCCACCCGAAGACUAGGGUUUAGUUUUCUCUGUUGUUCUGCCGCAUUUAGAAGCCAUCUCUCACUGAGAAAGAUCUUCAUCAGAGACAUGUCGCCAGUGCCUGGUGAAGAGUUUCAGCACAUUCGUCGUGUGCAGAACACGAAUGUCGAUGGCAAAGGUAUUGGCCGUCGUUCGGGUCGUCGACCGUCUCCCGAUUACUCAAGCUAUAGAAAAAGCUCUAGAUCCGAAACCCUAAAUACAGAUUUUGGUUUAAUAUGUGAUCAAAGGAAUGGGCGGGUUGCAGACUCCGAUUCGGAUGAAGAGUUGAGAGGUCUGAGUUUUGAAGAGUACCGGAGAAUCAAACGUCAGAAAAUGAGGAAGAUGUUGAAGAAUUGUAUAUGGAAUGUCACACCAAGCCCUCCUAGAAACGGGAACGAACGGUAUGAACUGGAACUGGAGGAAAUUACACAGAAGUAUGGCGAGGAGAAAGAAAACAAUGACGAUUCAAGAGAGAAAGAAAAAGGCAUGGAGAAGAUGAAAUCGAAACUGGAUUCUGGAAGCUCAAGAAGUGGUUCUUCGGAUUCUGAAUCUGGUUCGGCUUCUCAGUCAGACGAUUUGCUGUCUGAAUUAGAUGAUUCAUGGUCAAGGAAAAAGAAAAAGGGCAAGAGUUUGAGUUCUAUGCGUAAAAGUAGGAAAUCGGUAUCUGCAAGCGACAGUGAAUUGGAUGAGUCCAGUGAUGGCUCAGAAGAAGAUAGGAGACGGAGGAGGAAGACAUGGAGGAGGAGAAGUAGUAGGCCAAACAAGGGCAGUAAGAAGAGUAGUAAGAGAAAAAGUAGUAGAAGGAAGAGCAGUGAUAGCGAUUCAGAUGAAAGCCUGGGUGAAAGUGAGGAAUCUGAUGUCAAUGGACGUUCAAGUGAUCGUGUGAGGUCGAAGAAGCUGAGGCACUCGAAGAAGAAACAUCCUAAAACUGAUGGUGAGAGUUUAUAUUCAAAGGAGAAGAAUUCUGAAUCUGAAAUCGAUGCAAAAACUAUACCUCAGGUGGACGAUGCUGGGAUAAAUGAAAUUAACAGUGAAGUGCUCAUGUUCAAAGAUUUGAUUGAAUCACAGAAGAAACCUGCCUUGGAUGAUGAGCCAGUGGUCGGGCCAAUGCCUUUGCCUAGGGCUGAAGGACAUAUUAGUUAUGGAGGGGCACUUAGGCCUGGUGAAGGUGAUGCCAUUGCUCAAUAUGUUCAACAAGGGAAGCGUAUCCCUCGUAGAGGUGAAGUUGGUCUUUCAGCUGAGGAGAUUCAGAAAUUUGAGACUCUUGGUUUUGUGAUGAGUGGUAGUCGGCAUCAAAGGAUGAAUGCUAUUCGUAUUAGGAAAGAAAACCAGGUUUAUAGUGCAGAGGACAAGAGGGCGUUGGCUAUGUUUAACUAUGAGGAAAAAGCAAAGCGUGAGCACAAGGUUAUGGCUGAUCUGCAGCGCCUGGUGCAACGCCACAUUGGGCAGGAUACUGGCCCUUCUCAUGAUCCUUUUGGUGGAAGGUCCACCGAGGGUGCCGAUAUGUAAUCCGCAUUGAUAAGGCCUUCUUUGUGGACCUCUUUGUGAGAGCAUCAAACACACUGGCCAUAAAGAUGUAUGAAAAGGUGCGUGGCCAUCUCAUAGCUUGAAAAGAUAUAGAAAAUAUUCAUAUGAAGUUCCUAUCAAUGUGUAAUAUUUGUGAAAAAUACUACUAACUCCACUAUCUGAUGGACGAUGCCGGUUGUUGAACUAUGCCCCAAUUGUCUUGUGCCGAGGAGAUAACUGGUUCAAUAUAUAACAAUGUCCAAAUGUUGCAUGCUCAAAGUUCGUUUUUAUUAGACUGGUGAUUUUUUUUUGCAAGAACUGCCUGAUCUGAGGAAGGCAUUAUCUUGGGAUGUCGAAAAGAAGUCCAUCGAUCAUACCCUUCAAAAGGCCAGUUACUCCGGUCGAACUGGAGUAUGAUUAGAAUUAUUAUUGUUGAACUUGUGCAAACUGAAAGUGAUGGAAAUGCAUCACCCCACCGCGCUUCUGGCUUUUAGACACGCAGAGAAGGCAUCCAGAUUGGUUCCAAUUUAUGUAUGUAUAUGCUCUUGGAUGAUAGGUUUUGUAGUCUUUGUGAUUCAAAAUAUGAGUCUCUGGUGAUGGAAAGGAGAAGCAUUACCAUAUGUUUCUCUCUUUGCACACAGAAUGAAUGUUCACUCUAUACCAUUGUUGUUAUUACUUCUAGUAACUCAAUUAGUAAUUUAUAUUUGAAGGAAAAUUUUUAAAAA
Messenger RNA from Cornus florida, 2425 nucleotides. RefSeq lists its product as uncharacterized. Gene Ontology annotation, biological process: regulation of gene expression. The transcript has 7 exons. NCBI's taxonomy places the organism in Eukaryota, Viridiplantae, Streptophyta, Magnoliopsida, Cornales, Cornaceae. Gene Ontology annotation, molecular function: chromatin binding. Gene Ontology annotation, cellular component: nucleus. Bases 264 to 1703 code for a protein of 479 amino acids. The record is from RefSeq and is a predicted model, not a curated record.